Spathaspora passalidarum NRRL Y-27907 is the source of this 648-nucleotide messenger RNA. RefSeq names its product Rca1p (gene RCA1). The transcript is spliced from 2 exons. Gene Ontology annotation, molecular function: RNA polymerase II cis-regulatory region sequence-specific DNA binding; DNA-binding transcription factor activity, RNA polymerase II-specific. Gene Ontology annotation, biological process: regulation of transcription by RNA polymerase II. The record is from RefSeq and is a predicted model, not a curated record. The coding region runs from base 1 to 648 and encodes 215 amino acids. Lineage: Eukaryota; Fungi; Ascomycota; Pichiomycetes; Serinales; Debaryomycetaceae.
AUGUCGAAAAAUCCAGACUUUUUGUCAUUUUUGCAUAAUCCAUUCGAUAUCAAUUCAUAUCCAAUAACCAACCCUCCUAUAUUUGAUUCUACGAUGUUGUUACCUAUAACUCCCGACGGAAUACCUAGAAGAAGAAGAAUAUCUAUUUCAAAUGGUCAAAUUGGCCAGAUUGUUAACCACGAGGCAUAUUUUGAAGCAAUUGCAGUUGCCCCUCCACAACAACUGAUGCAAAAUCAAAUGCAAGUAAUUCCUCCUCCAGCACAGGUGCCAGCACAACAGGAACAAAGCAAAACUCAAUUUGCUGGUGUACCUCCACCAAACCACCAAUUAAUUUAUAAUAAUGAAGUAAUAUUUAAUCCUAACAAUGGGCCAAUCCCAGGCACAGCCGCUUGGAAAAAGGAAAGAUUAUUGGAAAGAAAUAGAAUCGCCGCAUCGAAAUGUCGACAACGUAAAAAGCAAGCCCAAAUGGAAUUACAGAAUAAUAUUGAUAAAUUAGAAGCCGAGUUAAAGGAUCGAGAUUUAAAGAUUCAAAAACUACAAGCAACAUUGAAAAUAUAUAAUAAAGUUUUAUUAAGCCAUUUUGAGAAUGGUGAUGACAUAUCGGAAUUAAAGCAAGUUAUUGAGCAAAGUCAAUCAUUGUUAAAUUAG